GAGCAGAGGCUGCCGGGAACGCGGGCCCAGAGGCGGGGCGAGCGCGCGCGGGGCGGAAGUCGGUCGCCUUUCUCCGUCGCGGCCCUUAGCCCAGCCAAGCCCACCCAAGCCCCGCCGACCGCGGGCACCGGAGCCAGCCCCGCAGCGGGAAGCUGGAGAAACAGACCCUCUUGGCUGUCUGCUGUCCAGGGAGUCGCCGCUCCCUUCAUUACAGCCUUGUGCAGAGUGCAGCGGCAGGCCUGGGAAUGGCCUCGGGAGAGGGACCACAGAGCACCAGCCUGCAUGGAACUUCCUUCUUUCACUCAGCUUCCCACCUUGCCAGCUGGGACAGGGGAGAUGGAGUAGUUUUGCUCUGGAAAGACUUCACGUCUUGCCGAAUGAAAGAGCAAAGCUACUGCUAGAGUCGGGGGUUCAUCAAGCCAAGGGAGUACGAAUGCCCACAAAGUAGUGAAAUGCUAUUUCUUCUGGAAAAGUCAGCCUCCAGCACCUGUAGCUUCAGGAACUAAGAUGUGACUGUGCUUGCGGAGGCGCUGACUUCUCCCCUCCCUCCCCGGCUGUGCAGGUCCCGCCUGUCUGUCACGCUGAUGCCCGUGCAGCUGUCUGAGCACCCGGAAUGGAAUGAGUCUAUGCACUCCCUCCGGAUCAGUGUGGGGGGCCUUCCUGUGCUGGCGUCCAUGACCAAGGCCGCGGACCCCCGCUUCCGCCCCCGCUGGAAGGUGAUCCUGACGUUCUUUGUGGGUGCCGCCAUCCUUUGGCUGCUUUGCUCCCACCGCCCGGCCCCCGGCAGGCCCCCCACCCACAAUGCACACAACUGGAGGCUCAGCCAGGCGCCCGCCAACUGGUACAAUGACACCUACCCCCUGUCUCCCCCGCAAAGGACACCGGCUGGGAUUCGGUACCGAAUCGCAGUUAUCGCAGACCUGGACACAGAGUCAAGGGCCCAAGAGGAAAACACCUGGUUCAGUUACCUGAAAAAGGGCUACCUGACCCUGUCAGACAGUGGGGACAAGGUGGCCGUGGAAUGGGACAAAGACCACGGGGUCCUGGAGUCCCACCUGGCAGAGAAGGGGAGAGGCAUGGAGCUCUCCGACCUGAUUGUUUUCAAUGGGAAACUCUACUCCGUGGAUGACCGGACAGGGGUCGUCUACCAGAUCGAAGGCAGCAAAGCCGUGCCCUGGGUGAUUCUGUCCGACGGCGACGGCACCGUGGAGAAAGGCUUCAAGGCCGAAUGGCUGGCAGUGAAGGACGAGCAUCUGUACGUGGGUGGCCUGGGCAAGGAGUGGACGACCACCACGGGUGACGUGGUGAACGAGAACCCGGAGUGGGUGAAGGUGGUGGGCUACAAGGGCAGCGUGGACCACGAGAACUGGGUGUCCAACUACAAUGCCCUGCGGGCUGCCGCUGGCAUCCGGCCGCCAGGCUACCUCAUCCAUGAGUCUGCCUGCUGGAGUGACACGCUGCAGCGCUGGUUCUUCCUGCCGCGCCGCGCCAGCCAGGACCGCUACAGUGAGAAGGACGACGAGCGCAAGGGUGCCAACCUGCUGCUGAGCGCCUCCCCCGACUUUGGCGACAUCGCUGUGAGCCACGUCGGGGCGGUGGUCCCCACUCACGGCUUCUCGUCCUUCAAGUUCAUCCCCAACACCGACGACCAGAUCAUUGUGGCCCUCAAGUCCGAGGAGAACAGCGGCAGAGUCGCCUCCUACAUCAUGGCUUUCACGCUGGACGGGCGCUUCCUCUUGCCGGAGACCAAGAUCGGAAGCGUGAAAUACGAAGGCAUCGAGUUCAUUUAGCUCAAAACGGAGACACUGAGCAAGGCCGUCAGGACUCAGCUUUUAUAAAAACCAGAGGAGUGCACUUUUGUUUUGUUUUGUUCUUUUUGGAACUGUGCCUGGGUUGGAGGCCUGGACAGGGAGCCCGGUCCCGGGCCCGGCAGGGGUGCGGGCACUGGACCCCCGGGCCCCACGGAGGCCGUGGUCUGAACUGCUCUCCAUGCUGCCAUCUGGUGGUGAGAUUGGUCACUUCAGGCAUUGACUCGAGGCCUGCCGAACUGGCUGGGUCCUUUCUUCCAUCCGACCUCGUUUCUUUUCUUUCCUGUGUUCUUUUGUUCAGUAAAUAUCCCUAGAGCUCCUACCAUAUGUCAGGCCCUAUGCCUCACCCUGAGAACGCAGUGAGCAUGAGGUGGACCUGUUUGCUGGGAACCCCAGGUCACCCCCUUUUCUUCCUACUCUGUGCCUGGAGCAUCAUGUCCACCCCUGCAGAUCCUUGGAAAAGAAAAUGUUUACGUUGCAGGGUAUUGCAUGGUCACGAGUGAGGGCAGGCCCCUGGGGACACAUCUGCCCACAGCCGCACAGGCCAGGGCGCAGGUACAUCUGUUGGUGCUCAGGCCUCAGAUAAAACCAUCUCAUAUGGCCAGUGACCGCUUUCCACCUUCAGGAAAAUUCUGUGGCCGUGCAGCACUUUGAAGUUUUAGUUAUUAACCUGCUUUCAUUGAAGCAGUUUCCUUUCUUAUAAAAUGGAAUCGCCAAAUCUUAUCACACAAAGUCCUGUAGUUACCCAGCCGGCUCCAACAGUGGGGGGGAUUGUAAGGAAGCAGUGGCAGUUGGUGAAGCAAGUGUCACAUUUCGGUGUUCUUGGCCAAUGGAUACAAAGAUAAAGAAAACGUUGCCUUUUUCUAGGAACUGUCAGAAAUCCUCAUGCCUUUCAAGACUUCUAUGAAUGACUUGAAUUUUUUAUUCCCUGCCUAGGGUCUGUGAACAAGGCCUGUCUCUUCCCUGCGGUUUCUUUCCAUGGCCUUUAUUUCUCCUCUUCCAGUGGGAGUUUUGCAGGCUCUUCUCCGUGGAAACUUCACGAGCGUUGGCUGGGCCUCGGCUUCGCUGGAGUGUACUCCAGGGUGAAGGCAGAGUGGGAUCUGAGACCCAGGUUAGGCACGACCCAGGCUGAGAAGGGAUGUUUCCUUCAUUCACAGUACCCUCCCCACAGCACUACCUCACCCCGACCCCCCCCUCACUCCCACCCCCCCCCACUCCCACACCCCCCCCACCUUCACUCCCACACACCCCCCUCACUCCCACACCCCCCCUCACUCCCACACCCCCCCCACCUUCACUCCCACACCCCCCCUCACUCCCACACCCCCCCUCACUCCCACACCCCCCCCCACUCCCACACCCCCCACCUCACUCCCACACCCCCCCCACCCUCACUCCCACCCCCCCCCCCCACCGCGAUCAUCAGGGGUGCCACGGUGGGCCGGAGGGUGCCGGCUCUGGCUGUCCCUGUGCCGGUCCCUCACAAACCUCUCCCGCUUUGAAACUCAAGCACAGCUGCGAGGAGGGCAGCCAGGAGGGACCCCUCUCUCACUGGUUGUCUCUUUCCCCGGCUAUGUCAUAGGUAGUGGAGGAAACGAAGGAAGUGAACGCUGAAUGUGACACAUUUCUGAAGAGCUCAGCUGUCACCGGGCAUAGCCUGGAAGCCCCAAGUCUGUUCUGACUUUGCCUGGCUGUCUCUCUGACCCGCCUCCUAGACCAUUGUCCUUGAUGUCCAGGCUGGGUCAUUUAAAAUAGAGAUGCAAUCAGGAAGGUUGGGGGACUUGGGACUGUGGCUGAAUUGAGACCUUGCUGAUGUAUUCAUGUCAGCACUUGAGUCACAGCCCAGGUGCCCGGAAGCAGCCUCUUCACACAGGCAGUGAUUUGCGAUUACUUUAAAGCUCACCCUUUUUCUUCCCCUCUUUUCGCUGCUGUCAGCAUAAUGAUUGUGUUCCUUCCCUAUGGGAUCCAUCUGUUUUGUAAACAAUAAAGCAUCUGAGGGAGUGUA
This is a messenger RNA of Pongo pygmaeus (Bornean orangutan), 3813 nucleotides long. It is a transcript of the gene CANT1, whose product is annotated as calcium activated nucleotidase 1. The transcript is spliced from 5 exons. Lineage: Eukaryota; Metazoa; Chordata; Mammalia; Primates; Hominidae. The coding region runs from base 585 to 1790 and encodes 401 amino acids. Gene Ontology annotation, molecular function: calcium ion binding; GDP phosphatase activity; UDP phosphatase activity. Gene Ontology annotation, biological process: proteoglycan biosynthetic process. The record is from RefSeq and is a predicted model, not a curated record.